UAAAGUAGUUGUUAGGUGAAGGUGACUCACUUGCAUGUGACUUUAAACCCCUUCUCUUCACAAACCACUUUAUAAAUAUUAAUAACCGAUUGAUUCCCUGCAUCAACACAUCCUCAUUUCUCACACGUUUCACCAAAUUUUCUGGAAAUUGUAGUCAAGAAAAUUGAUUUCUUCACACACCCAAUUUCCAAAUAUACCCAAAAUACCCUCAUCGACUCAUUUCCACUCUUAAAACCUCAAUAAAAAUCUCAUUUUUUUCAAGAUUUUACAUGAUUUGAUUCCACAAUCACCCACCCUUUUGUUGAUACCCAAAAGGGUUUUUAACCUUUUAUUGAAACUGAAAUAGAAUCUGUUUUUUAUCGGUUGUUUUUGUUUGCACGCCAAGUGUUUGAUAAAUUGCGUGAGUGAAUUGUUUUGUGUUUUUUUGGAAAAAUUAACUGGUGGGUCAAGUGGUCAACGUUAUCUGUUUGAUUUAGAUGACGAUUGAAUCGUUCCCUGGGAGUUCUGGGUAUAUAGAUGCUGGUGUUGAUAAGAAGAUUACAUAUUUUAGUAACACUUAUGUGUUGGGUUUGACUGUUGUUGCUGGAAUUGGUGGGCUUCUUUUUGGAUAUGAUACUGGAGUCAUAUCCGGUGCGCUUUUGUACAUCCGAGAUGAAUUCGAGGCCGUUGAUCAAAGUAGUUUCUUACAGGAGACAAUUGUUAGCAUGGCUUUAGUGGGCGCAAUGAUAGGAGCUGCUGGUGGUGGUUGGAUAAACGAUGCAUACGGGCGUAAACGUGCAACACUUCUUGCCGAUGUAGUUUUCGCACUCGGGUCUUUUGUGAUGGCUCUAGCACCCGACCCGUAUGUACUUAUAUUUGGUCGGCUCUUGGUUGGGUUAGGUGUCGGUGUAGCGUCAGUUACUGCACCAAUGUAUAUUGCGGAAGCAGCCCCAUCUGAAAUACGGGGCGGUCUUGUGAGCACCAACGUGCUUAUGAUCACUGGUGGACAAUUUCUUUCGUACCUUGUUAAUCUUGCUUUCACUGAGGUUCCUGGGACAUGGAGAUGGAUGCUCGGAGUUGCCGCUGUGCCAGCUAUUGUUCAGUUUUUAUUAAUGUUGUUGCUUCCGGAGUCUCCACGCUGGCUUUACAUGAAGAAGAGCAAAUCGGAGGCCAUUGUCGUGUUGUCGAAAAUUUACGAUCCGUUUCGGUUAGAGGAAGAACUUGAUCAGCUUUCUUCUGCGUUGGAAGAAGAAAAGCAGAGAAAGAAUGCCAUCAGUUACUUGGAUGUUUUCAGAAUCAAGGAAAUCAGACUUGCGUUUUUCGCUGGAGCCGGACUUCAGGCGUUCCAACAAUUCACCGGUAUCAACACCGUAAUGUACUACAGUCCAACCAUAGUCCAAAUGGCCGGUUUCCGUUCAAACCAAUUAGCCCUUUUACUAUCUCUAAUGGUAGCAUUAAUGAACGCUGCCGGUACCGUCGUCGGAAUCCACCUCAUCGACCAUUCUGGCCGCCGCAAGUUAGCCUUAAGCAGCUUAUUCGGCGUAAUCCUCUCCUUAAUCCUCCUCUCAGUUUCCUUCUUCCUCACAUCAUCCGGUUUUACCAACGUCGGCUGGAUCGCGGUUCUCGGGCUAACCCUUUAUAUCGCGUUUUUCGCACCCGGUAUGGGCCCGGUUCCAUGGACCGUGAACUCCGAAAUAUAUCCGGAAUCGUAUAGGGGAACGUGUAGCGGAAUGUCCGCUACCGUCAACUGGAUUUCGAACUUGAUCGUAGCGCAAUGUUUCCUUUCGGUUGCUGACGCUGUCGGGACCGACUGGACGUUUUUGAUACUGGCCGGUAUCGCUGUCGCGGCGUUUGUGUUCGUGUAUGUGUAUGUACCGGAGACCAAAGGGUUGACGUUCGAUGAAGUCGAGAGGAUUUGGAAGGAGAGAGCGUGGGGUCGUAACUAUGGAUCGGAAUCGCUUCUUGAAAAGGGGGUCGAGUCGUGAUGUGUGAAAUGUGACCGUGGUGGACCGUGGGUUUGCCGGCUGGGGUCGUGUGUAGCCGAUUUUAGUGGCUAAGGUUCAACCCAGUUUGUAGUAAUAGAUUUGGUUGAAAAGAUGUACAGGUGUGGUUUAUAUGUUUUAAAGACGAAAAUAUAAGAUGUAUUGUUGGUUUUUGUUUUGUUUUGUUUUGUUUUUGAGGGUUGUAUAAAGGCGCAAUAAGAUUAGUGCCAAAUUUAAUAAAAGAAUAAUUGCAUAGAACUUGUAUUAUUAAGUGUGAUACACAAUACGCUUAUGUAAUGUAUUUUUUCUCUUGCACUUCACAUGAAUAAUUUACAUUUAUGUAA
Helianthus annuus (common sunflower) is the source of this 2305-nucleotide messenger RNA. Its product is annotated as inositol transporter 1. Bases 477 to 1964 code for a protein of 495 amino acids. Gene Ontology annotation, cellular component: membrane. Gene Ontology annotation, molecular function: myo-inositol:proton symporter activity. The record is from RefSeq and is a predicted model, not a curated record. The transcript has 6 exons. Gene Ontology annotation, biological process: transmembrane transport. NCBI's taxonomy places the organism in Eukaryota, Viridiplantae, Streptophyta, Magnoliopsida, Asterales, Asteraceae.